Molecule: messenger RNA, 210 nt
Organism: Opisthorchis viverrini
Lineage: Eukaryota; Metazoa; Platyhelminthes; Trematoda; Opisthorchiida; Opisthorchiidae
Exons: 1
Coding region: 1-210 (69 amino acids)
Biological process (GO): mitochondrial electron transport, ubiquinol to cytochrome c
Source: RefSeq, a predicted model, not a curated record
AUGGCUUUCGACGUCGACAAGGCCCAGCUGCUUCGGAGCGUCUCGCGGGUGAUUGUACCGGUUCAGAACUUUGCAGCGGCCUGGGGGAAACCCAUCGCCGUUUGGAGUGCUGGAGCCGGAGUUUUGGCUCUGUAUUUUGUUGACUGGAAGGUGAUUUUUGCCCGCAUACCUGGAUACAAACGAAAAUUCGACGAAGAUACUGUCCGAUGA